AUGUCUGGAUUGCCCGAUGGCUUCUAUAUUAGAGAGAUUGAACUCCAAGAUUAUGAGGGUGUAAAAUUGACAUUGAAAAAUUUGACAGUGGUCGAACCCUUAACCAAGCAGAGUUUUGAAAAUGUGGUGACUUUCUGGAAGACACAACUGGUGAGAAACACUAUAAAAACCUACAAUGUGUACGUGAUUGUUCAUCUGGACAACGAGGGGCGCGAAGAUGGUAUAGCUGCCGUUGGAACCCUUUUCUUGGAACAGAAAUUGAUACACGGUGGCGGGCUUGUAGGCCACAUUGAGGAUAUUUCUGUCAGUGAGAAUUACCAGGGCAAGAGCUUGGGGAAACACCUUAUCGCGCAUCUCAGCAAUGUGGGUCGGGAUGCUGGUUGUUACAAAGUCAUUCUUGACUGUGCAGAAAAGAACAUUGGAUUUUAUGAGAAAUGUGGAUACAAGCGGGCAGCUAUCGAGAUGGAUAAAAGAUUUUAA
Molecule: messenger RNA, 480 nt
Organism: Huiozyma naganishii CBS 8797
Lineage: Eukaryota; Fungi; Ascomycota; Saccharomycetes; Saccharomycetales; Saccharomycetaceae
Gene: GNA1
Product: glucosamine 6-phosphate N-acetyltransferase
Exons: 1
Coding region: 1-480 (159 amino acids)
Biological process (GO): UDP-N-acetylglucosamine biosynthetic process
Cellular component (GO): endoplasmic reticulum-Golgi intermediate compartment; endoplasmic reticulum; Golgi apparatus
Molecular function (GO): monosaccharide binding; glucosamine 6-phosphate N-acetyltransferase activity
Source: RefSeq, a predicted model, not a curated record